AUGUCCGAGAUCAAGGGUGAUAUGUCGCGGACGCCCUCGCCCGACGGCGGCGCCAAGGAGGCGCAGGUCGUACCCGUCGUCGAUAUCGACGACGGCUUCGACCCACAGUUCGUCAAGCGCACCAUGCGCAAGGUCGACUGGCGCCUCAUCCCCAUCCUUAUUGCCAUGUACACCAUCUCGCUCAUCGAUCGCACCAACCUCGCCACCGCGCGUGCCGCCAACAAGGUCAAGAUGGACCGCGAGAUCGGCACCGGCUACGGCCAGCGCUACACCAUCAUCACGCUGACCUUCUUCAUCCCUUAUAUCAUCCUUGAGAUUCCGUCCCAGAUCGGCCUGCGAUACUUUGGCGUGCGAAACUGGCUUUCGGCAGCCGUUUUCCUCUGGGGCAUCAUCAUGAUUUGCAUGGGCUUCGCACCAAACUGGAACACUCUUGCAGGUCUUCGCGCAGUCCUCGGUGUUUUCGAGGCCGCCCUCUUUCCCGGUUGCGCGUACCUCCUCUCGUGCUGGUAUCCCCGGCGCUCGAUGGCUAGUCGCAACGUACUCUUCUACACGUCGUCAGCUGUGCUCGGCAACUUUGCCACCAUCUUGGGUUACGCCUUCUCGCUGAUGAACGGCACGCGCGGUCUGUCCGGCUGGUCGUGGAUCUUCAUCUGGUUCGGUAUCCUCACGGUGAUCAUCGCCAUCAUCGCUUACUUUGCCCUCGUCGACUUCCCUGACCGCGCGACGUUCCUUUCCGAGGAGGAGCGUCACCUUGUCCUCACUCGUAUCCAGCGUGACCGUGCCGACUCAGUACAUGACCCCCUCACUUGGACCAAGAUCGUCAAGUACUCAAAGGACUUCAAGCCGUGGCUCUUCGCCUGGUUCUUCAUGUCGGCCACCGUGUCGUCGUACGCCCUCGCCUACUUCCUCCCCGUCAUCCUCGCCGACCUCGGCUUCACCAACGUCCAGUCCAUGGUCCUCAACAUCCCGCCUAAUGCUUGGUCCGUCAUCCCCGCCCUCGUUACCGGCUACAUUGCCGACAAGUUCCGCCACAUGCGUGCCGCCGUCGUCAUCUUCAGCGCCAUCUGCAUCAUCGUCGGCACCGCCAUGUACUCGCAGCUCGGCGCCAACCAGAAGGUAGCGCGCUACGCCGGCAUCUUCAUUGCCGUCCAGGGCGGCAACUGCAACGUACCUCUCGUGCUCUCGUGGGCCCAGACGUCGAUCCGUGCCCAGUCCAAGCGCGCUUUCAUGGCCGCCGUCGUCGUCUGCUUCGGCGGCCUUGGCGGCAUCCUCGCCUCUGUUGCCUUCAACCAGAAUGAGGCCAAGAAGGGCUACCGCUCGGGUGUCAUCUUCACCAUGGUCAUCAACGCUGUCACUGUCAUCGGCGCUGCCGUCCUCCACUUCUGGAUGCGCAACCAGAACCGCCGUGCCGAGCGUGACAGCAAGGUCCUCGAGGAGGACGUCAACUUCCGUUACCAGGGUUAG
This is a messenger RNA of Cutaneotrichosporon cavernicola, 1464 nucleotides long. RefSeq lists its product as uncharacterized. The coding region runs from base 1 to 1464 and encodes 487 amino acids. Gene Ontology annotation, cellular component: membrane. NCBI's taxonomy places the organism in Eukaryota, Fungi, Basidiomycota, Tremellomycetes, Trichosporonales, Trichosporonaceae. The transcript is spliced from 3 exons. Gene Ontology annotation, molecular function: transmembrane transporter activity. Gene Ontology annotation, biological process: transmembrane transport. The record is from RefSeq and is a predicted model, not a curated record.